GCCCGCUGCGUCACGGUGACGUCGCGGCGUCGCUGGGAUGACGAUUUCACUGGUAGUGGUAGUCUAAUGUGCGGGCUCGUGCCGCCGUUUCACAUCUCCACGCAUCAGCCGUGCGUUUAAACCUUCCCAGCGCCGCCCCUCACGCAUGGAGUUGCGCACCGACACGGUCCUGGCGAGUCUGGAGAUGUCGGAGGUGAAAAGCGACGGCGGAUCGUCGGAGGGCGACGCGGAUUACGAGAGUUUGCCCGCUCACGCGUCCCUGUACACGCACAUGACAGCGGGCGCCGUGGCCGGAGUGCUGGAGCACACAGUCAUGUACCCCGUGGACUCGGUCAAGACACGUAUGCAGAGUUUACAGCCAGACCCAAAGGCUCAGUACCGCAGUGUGUACGGUGCACUGAAGAGGAUUGUGAGGACAGAGGGCCUCCUUCGGCCCUUGAGGGGCCUCAACAUCACUGUGCUGGGGGCCGGUCCCGCACACGCACUCUAUUUCGCCUGCUACGAGCGGAUCAAGCUCAGCCUUAGUGACGUCAUACAGAACGGAGGCAACAGUCACAUCGCUAACGGUGUGGCAGGAAGUGUUGCCACUGUCCUCCACGAUGCUAUCAUGAACCCAGCAGAAGUGGUGAAGCAGAGGAUGCAGAUGUAUAACUCUCCGUACCGCAGCCUGUAUGACUGCGUCCUGACGGUCAGUCGCAAGGAAGGCCUGGCCGCCUUCUACCGCAGCUACAGCACUCAGCUGACCAUGAACAUCCCCUUCCAGGCCGUCCACUUCAUCACUUACGAGUUCAUGCAGGAACAUUUUAACUCCCAGCGCCAGUACCGGCCCGAGACGCACAUCCUGUCCGGAGCGGCAGCCGGAGCAGUGUCUGCUGCUGUAACCACUCCGCUAGACGUGUGCAAGACACUGCUAAACACUCAGGAGAACGUGGCGCUCAGCUCCGCACAUGUUAGCGGACAUCUCUCUGGCAUGGUCAAUGCGCUCAGGACAGUGUACCGAUUGGGCGGCGUGCCGGCUUUCUUUAAAGGCAUCAGAGCACGGGUGAUUUAUCAGAUGCCGUCUACGGCCAUCGCCUGGUCUGUGUACGAGUUCUUCAAAUACUUUCUGACCCAACAGGAAACACACAUCCAGGAGCUGAGGAGAGAUGCUCACAAGGCCAGCACUACAUGAGUCCCGCUAGCACUGAAUCCGUUCAGCCCAUCCAAAGAGUGAGAGUGAGGAUCAACGGAAGACGCCUUCGGCUCAAAGGGGAAUGUAGACGCUCAUUUCUUAUGCAGUAGACAUCCCAGCAGCUUCUGUGUUUGUUGCUAACGUAUUAAUUUAUUGGAAGAUUUUAAUGUUGUUACAAGAAUGUAUGGAUGCUCCACAGUACAGAACGUUUCUUGUAAACAUGACGGAAACAGGAAGGUAAAGAUGAGUCGAUGUUU
Messenger RNA from Carassius carassius (crucian carp), 1428 nucleotides. RefSeq names its product mitoferrin-1. The coding region runs from base 146 to 1171 and encodes 341 amino acids. NCBI's taxonomy places the organism in Eukaryota, Metazoa, Chordata, Actinopteri, Cypriniformes, Cyprinidae. Gene Ontology annotation, biological process: iron import into the mitochondrion. Gene Ontology annotation, cellular component: mitochondrial membrane. Gene Ontology annotation, molecular function: ferrous iron transmembrane transporter activity. The record is from RefSeq and is a predicted model, not a curated record. The transcript has 4 exons.